Adineta steineri is the source of this 960-nucleotide messenger RNA. The record is from the annotation of a GenBank genome assembly. Lineage: Eukaryota; Metazoa; Rotifera; Eurotatoria; Adinetida; Adinetidae.
AUGCAACAAAUACAUACAAAUCGAGAUCUAAUGCCUGAAACAGCUAUUCGUGAAGGAGACAAUUCAUCUAAGAUUGUUCGUACGGAUCUAUCAACAAUAUUAAGCGACUAUACUAAUUCACAAAGACGUUAUAACGAUCGUCUUGAAUCUCUUGAACGUGAGAUGGUAUCAUUGAAAGGUCAAUUCAAUGAACAUGAACUUAAUCAAACAUUUACGACAAAAAAAACAUCAAAUCCUUCACCAACAUCUGCUCGAGGUAGCAGUUCAUCACGUAUACCAUUACCAGUAACUCCUCGACGACUAUCUGAUGAUAAACCUGUAACACCUGCCACUAAUACAUCCAAUACACAUCCAUUACCUUCAAAACCUGUGGGUCGUAGUAGAUCUUUUCAUAAUAAUACAUCGGAUGAAUCAAAAUUUCUACGAUCUUAUAAAAUUCAACUUGAACAAGCACAUCAAAACAAUACAUCUGGAUCUCCAGAUAUAAGAGUACCAAAUUAUUCUAGUGUAGAAGAAGUAAUACGAGCAAAUGAACAACUUUUAAUGGAAAAUGAUCGUCUUCGAUCUGAUUUUAAUCGUUUAAAAACAGAAAAUAUUUUAUUACUUCGAUCAAUGAAAGCAACAUCAACAGGAAAUGAACCAAAUCUAGGCAAUGAAAGAAUCAUUGCGGAACGUGAACGUCAAUCAUUAACAGUAGAAUUAGCACGACAAGCUGAAGAAAAUAAACGUCUUCGAAAAUCUCUACUAGCUCAAUCAGCAAAAUUUAUAGCAUUACGUCAAUCUAUUCAUAGUACUUCUUUAUCCACAUCCAAUGAACAUCAUUUUACAUCACAAUCAACAAUACCAUCAUUACCGAAUUCAAGUAGAGUUUCCAAAUCAAAAUCAGCUCGACAUAGUUCGAAUAAUCGAGCAUCUGAUCGAACAAAUACAUUUUCUCAUGCCUCAAGUGAUCUAUUCUAG